UGUCAUUUGUGUUAUUUCGCAGAGCGUCCUUAUCCUGAAACGCGUAAUUAUUUCCCGAGUUUUUCGAAUUUCAUUCCGGUUUUGAUGGUUUAUAGCUGAUAUAAUAAGCACGUAAAACAGUAACAAUGGCCCAGCGCAACGGAGGCAUUAUUGUCGAUGAAGUUUUGCCGAACGACGACAACCUGGGGGCCCGCUCCGGAAUCUGGAAGUCUUUCCUAGAUAAACUGAUAGGCCGAACAAAAAGACGGCAGUUAGGCUCCCAACGUCCGGCAACGGAACUAACAGUAUUCCAAACUGCCCGCCAUUGUCGCACCGUCAUAGAACAGCAACUGCAACGUUGCAUACACAGACUGCUGGCCACCGUGAGCGGUUGGUUCGUUUUACGAGCUCGAAAGCGAUCUUUCCAAGACACAAUGACCACCUCCCUUCCUUCAAAGGCGGUGCCCUCGAUCGCUGUCGAAGAGCCACCUAGUAAAAAAUACGCUUCAACGAUAGAUCGAGAGGAAUUUACUUUCGACGAUUUAAAAAAUCACAUCAGUGACAACGAAGAGGAUGAUGGCAGUCCUGCCGAAGAUGUUGAAUCUGAAAGCGGUACUGAGUCUGAUCAAGAAAAUCGGGAUGAUAUCGAUCGACAGUUGGCGGUAGUAGUACAAAACAGAAAACGAACCUGGCAACAAACGGGUCUCCAGAAAAUGAUGGAAAGCAUCGAAGAUCAGUCAGGCUUCAAUGAGUUAAGCCAUGAAAAAGUAGAAAAUUGGUUGUUUAAUAGAACGACUGGAGCGGUCGCUUACGGCAUAACGAAAGGGCAGGAGACCAAAAUAUCUGAAACAAAUGAAACGGGCGAUAGCAUGAAAUAUCAUCGGAAACAAAAACUAACGGUAUCAAGUAAGGAAGACGAAGAUUCGCUCUGUUCGGUCGACGAGAAAAAGUAUAUUUUGUCUAAUACUAAAAAUAAAAACAUAAGGAAGGUUAAAGUAGUGACAACGAUAAAGCAAUACACAAUUGCGACAAAUCAACGUCCUGGUUUGAAGAGGCUGCAUUCUAUCAAUAAUUUCCCGGUAAUAGCAGAAGAACCAGCGUCACCAGUUCCUCGACCGAUGAUUAAAUCUGAUUCAGUGUUUGAAACUGGAGCAGUUUCUCUACCCAUCCAAAUGAUUCCAGCUGAUAACCUUGGCGAAAAGCGCAAUCAGUUGAAACCACUUGCAAACAAUAUCGAAAAACCUAGCAACGCGCGCAGGAAAGUUUUCAAAAAAACCCAGAAAAAGGGAAACUCAACCUGUAAAAAGGGUAUCAAUACCAAUGCCAUAGAUGAGUUUGAAAAAGCCCUCGAAACAGACCGUGUUCGAGUAAAGAAAGUCACAUUAUCCAAAGCAAAACAUAAAACAGGGUUGUGGAAGGAAGAAUCAAUGCGCGCAUCGAGUAGCAGUGAAGAUGAUUUGCCUGAAGUUUUUCCGGAAUCUAAUGUCCCCCCAGCUGGUAGUCCAACUAAAAAGGAAACCAGGAGAGUUUUGCGGCGAGGUAAGAAAAAAGGUGUCAAUCGUAUCGGGGACAGUUCAGAUGCUUCAUCAAUACACUGUUCAGACGUUUCCUCCAAACUCUGUUCAGAUGUUUCCUCAAAGCACAGUCCAGAAAAGAAAAGUUCUAUCAAAUCAUCAGAAUUAUCCGCAUUGUCUGAAGGCGUCUUAGCAGGAACCAGACCAACAUGUAAUGUCCUGAUAAGCCCUUUCAAGGCCAUAAGUCUUCGAAGUCCUCGAAAACCGUUGCCACAGAAAGCCAGUCAGCCAGUUGUAAACGAUUCACAAGUCAUCAAUCAACCUACGGAAUCAUGCAGCUCGCAAAUCGACCAAACUACGAACAUGUCCUCACUGUUUUCAGCUAAUAAUGACCGAAUCGUAAACUCAACUCAGUUCAACAAUACAUCUGCACUUUCUACCAGCAAAUUAAUUCCCAGGGGUUUGUAUACCCGAACGACCAGCUUACCGGAUCACUCCCGUUGCGUCACGGUUUACGAACCGGAGCAAAUCGUACCAAGCCUGCCCAGAACUGCUCGAACUCAUAUUACCCUGAAAGAUUUGAACCUUUCCCGGGUAACCAAAAAGCGUCAUCUGGACCGGUUCCAAACCUUCUCUUUCACCAUCCAUCCCAAUUCGUCCGUGCGAUUCUACCCUUCGGAUUCGGACGAAGACGACCGAUCAGUUGCGAGCUUCAAAUCUGGACCGAGUACCAAACCACCCAGCUCGAACGACGAGAGUUUCGACGAUGACGACCCGAUUAUGACGUACAAACACCGCUACGCACCACCAGUUGAUCUGCUCAAGGUGCUAGAGAUACCCUUUAAGCGAAAGUAAACACACAAACUCGACAAAAAGGUGAUUCGAUUCCUUAUUGUAUGGCGGUGCCAUUUGAACUAAUUCCAUACUGUUUGAGAUAUUCUUAUCAAGCAAAAAUUUCUAACCGUUAGGAAAGGUUACAAAUUGUCCUAGGGUUGCGUAUCGAAUAGAGACUUUUUCCUUGGUGGGCCUGACUUCAUUUUACCGAAUUACUUUUGUGUUCUCCAAAUGCUCUGAAUUGUCUGGUUGUUUCGUUCUUACUUUUCUCUAGUGUUUCUAGCAAGAGACUCACAAAAAAAACAGAGAAAUUAUUCUGAUUCCACUGUUUAUCUUGUAUCACUAGCUCGUACGGUUUGCAUUUUCAAGCGACCACUGAUACCGUUGCUUUUUCAUAAAAGUGAAGAAAUAAUUGCCAAACUUAAAACACAACAGUAACACAACGACGGGUUGUUUUAUACUAGGACUCUUUAACGGGAUUUGAUUAUCGAUUCGUGAGGAACAUCUCUGGGUUGGAAAAACGUGCCAAGUAGGUUUCACAGCUUACGACACCAUAUUGUAAAGUGUAAUAAAUAAUAUUAUUUUUACAA
Molecule: messenger RNA, 2917 nt
Organism: Uranotaenia lowii
Lineage: Eukaryota; Metazoa; Arthropoda; Insecta; Diptera; Culicidae
Exons: 4
Coding region: 126-2348 (740 amino acids)
Source: RefSeq, a predicted model, not a curated record